UCUCGCGCUUGGGUUUCGCUGUGCGCCAGGUGGAAGGGAUUUGGAUGGCUGCGCUGUGCGGGGCGGUGUCAGUGAAGCGGUGGGGUUGUUGUUUGGGGAGUGGGAGGGAUGGUGGAGUGGAGGGAGGGAAGGAGAGCGUUGUUGCUGCCAUUUUGGUUCAAGCGUUUGUAGUUAUGGAUUGUUCAAGGACGAGCUGUUGGCCGGAUGAAGGCAGAGAGCGCAAAAGCAGAGAGCGGAAGAGCGAGCGCAGGAAGCAGCGACGUGCGCCACCUUCGUUUCCCACGAUCGAGCCCUCAUGAGCGACGUUGCGGAUCAACAGGAUGGCUCGUGGGAAGACGAAUGGGAAACAGCCGAGCCUAUAGCGCUGCCGCCACCUUUGACGGGCCAGUCAGCUUCUUCGACUCUGCCAGCCAACUUCCGAGGAAUCGAAACCGACAAAGUCAGCUAUGUACCUCAAGUGAAACUCCUGAAACGUGAUACAAAUACACCUACAUCGGGACAGAAGAUGGAGCGUACCCCUUCCGGAUCCAGUCAGAAGUCUCAGGCAGACCGUGAGGCCGAGUAUGCCGCGGCAAGAGCGAGGAUUUUUGCCGAAGGCGCUGGUGGGAAAGCGAAGGAUGUCGUGAAUAAGAGCUCGUCUGGACGACAGGCGACUUCCAAUGGUAAAGGUGGCAGUGGAGGGGCACCCGCGGCUGCUGGGAGAGCGAGCGGAAGGCUUCCUGCGACAGGCCCACGGAGAGAACAGGGCAAGGCGGAGGGGAGACCAGGAUCUGGAAAGUCGUCUGGUUCACAGCAGCAGGGGAAUAACGGACAACCGAGCUCAAGAGAGACAGCAAAAGACGGCAAACCUGAGCAAGUACCAACGCCGUCAGAAAGGGCAUCAAAGGGUGCGUUUUGACAAUCGGCCGUAGAUGAAGGGCGACCAACAACUCGCGAAUCAGAUAGAUCGUAGAUUUCGACCGAUUUGUGCUGGCCACCUGAGUUUGUACAUAUAUCUAAGUAUU
Messenger RNA from Fimicolochytrium jonesii, 1004 nucleotides. RefSeq lists its product as uncharacterized. The record is from RefSeq and is a predicted model, not a curated record. Bases 296 to 898 code for a protein of 200 amino acids. The transcript has 5 exons. NCBI's taxonomy places the organism in Eukaryota, Fungi, Chytridiomycota, Chytridiomycetes, Spizellomycetales, Powellomycetaceae.